GUUGCUUUUAACGCAGAGUAAAAAACCAAAACCACCAUCCAACCACCAAUUAAAGAGUAAGAGAAACCACCAAAAGCCACCACUCCUCUUCUAUCUACUUCACGCUUUCUCCUCGUCGCCGACCGAAAUUAGGAGUUGGUGAAAAUGGGGGUUUCACAGAGUGAUGGUGGAAGAAUGGAAGGGUGGCUGUAUCUGAUACGCUCUAAUCGAUUGGGGCUUCAGUAUUCGAGGCGGCGCUACUUUGUUCUCCAAGAUCACCUGCUCAGGAGCUUCAAAGCAGUCCCGCUUUCACCGGAUGAGGAACCUGUUAGAAGCGCCAUAAUUGAUUCCUGCAUAAGAGUGACAGACAAUGGGAGGGAAAGCAUUCAGAGGAAGGUCAUUUUCAUGUUCACACUCUAUAACACAUCGAAUCCCGAUGAUCAACUGAAGUUGGGAGCAAAUAGUCCGGAAGAAGCCGCAAAAUGGAUCCAGUCCUUUCAGGAGUCAGCUUUAAAGUCGGAGCAGAACCUUGGAAAUUCUGAAUAUGCUAAUCGUGAACCACAGUCAUUAAGGCUAAAUUGUUCUCAUAAGCAUUCCCAUUCUGUUGACUGGACUGCCUACUCAUCCUCAGUCACGGAUGCAAUGACUUCUGACGUUAUUGCUCCAUCACCUUGGAAAAUUUUUGGUUGCCACAAUGGUCUCCGAUUAUUUAAGGAGGCUAAAGAUAAAGAAUUUAAUGGAAAGUGGGAUGAUCAUCCAGCAAUAAUGGCUGUUGGUGUAGUCGAUGGACCUUCAGAGGCUAUUUUUCAAACUCUCAUGUCUCUUGGCCCAUCAAGAUCAGAAUGGGACUUCUCUUUUCACAAGGGUUCUGUGAUUGAUCAUCUUGAUGGUCAUACUGAUAUAGUUCACAAGCUUCUAUACCGUCAUUGGCUACCUUGGGGUAUGAAACGAAGAGACCUUUUGUUAAGGCGCUAUUGGAGAAGGGAAGAUGAUGGUACAUAUGUGAUUCUUUACCAUUCUGUGUUCCAUCAGAGGUGUCCUCCUAAAAGGGGUUAUGUACGCGCCUGCCUUAAAAGUGGAGGAUAUGUUAUAUCUCCAGUUAAUCAAGGAAGGCGUUCUGUAGUGAAGCAUAUGCUUGCUAUUGACUGGAAAUAUUGGAAAUCUUAUUUGCAGACAUCAUCGGCGAGAUCAAUUACAAUUAGCAUGUUGGGGAGGCUUGCUGGUGGUGCUCCUUACCUAUUUCUCCUCUCUCAUGAUCAUUGCCAAUUCUUAAAUAUAAGUACCAUUGAAGUUGGAACCAACCAACUUUGGUUCCUAAAGGCAAAAUUUGAUUGUUCUUCCUCUGGUUUCUCAUCUGGUGAGCUAAUGAGCAGCACCACAAUGCAGCAAACCAGAAAGGAACUGAAAGUUAAAGUUGAAACUAGAGCGGAGAGUGGGAAGAAUAAGGAGGAUAUGGAGGAAGAACCAGUUAAAACACCUUCUGAGCGUUCGAGUCUUGUAGGAUUAAAUGACACAUCAGAUGAAUUCUUUGACGUCCCUGAGCCUCUGGAUUAUGAUCAGUCAGGAAGCGGUUGGUCUUCUGACUAUGAUCAAGAAAUUUAUUCUCAGGACGCACGCCAACCAAAGAUGUCAACUGCUGCUGUAUUCGUGAAAAAAUUGCACGAUCUUGCAGUUCAGAAGAAGGGUUAUGUAGACUUGCAUGAGAUGAUAAGGGAAGACAGCCAAUCAUGCAAAUAUGGCUGCACCCUUCCCAAGGAUCCAGCCUGUAAUUUUCUCUGCAGUUGGACAUCAACAGACCCCUCAACGUUUUUAAUUCGUGGAAAGACUUAUUUGGACGAUAGGAAGAAGAUUAAGGCGAAAGGGACAUUGAUGGAAAUGGUCGGUGCUGACUGGUUGAGAUCUGACAAGAGAGAAGAUGAUCUCGGGGGCCGCCCAGGGGGCAUAGUUCAGAAAUAUGCCGCAAAGGGGGGUCCUGAGUUCUUCUUUAUUGUUAACAUACAGGUCCCAGGUUCGACAACAUAUAGCCUUGCUUUAUACUAUAUGAUGAGUACUCCAUUAGAAGAUGCUCCUUUGCUCGAGAGCUUUGUCAAUGGAGACGACGCUUAUAGAAAUUCGAGGUUCAAGCUCAUUCCAUAUAUUUCGAAGGGUUCAUGGAUAGUAAAGCAGAGCGUAGGGAAGAAGGCAUGCCUGGUUGGUCAAGCCUUAGAAAUUAAUUAUUUUCGUGGGAAGAAUUACCUGGAGCUUGGUGUUGAUAUUGGCUCAUCAACUGUUGCAAGGGGUGUGGUUAGCCUCGUUUUGGGUUACCUGAACAAUCUAGUUAUUGAGAUGGCUUUCUUAGUACAGGCUAAUACACCAGAAGAAUUACCGGAAUAUCUUAUUGGCACCUGUCGGCUUAACCAUUUGGACGCCUCUAAAUCGGUAUUAGUAAAACCGUACUCUUGACACUGAAAAUUCAUCACUCAAUAUUUUUCUCUCGCAACAAUUGCCGAAAACCACCAACUCACAAGUGGUGUGUUGAGAUGCACAAAAGUUUGUGAGCGAUGACAAAAAUGAUUGUACAUGGGUUUCUUGCUUAGUUGGCAUUCUUUGUAUUCAAACAAGUGGAAUGAGUAGCUUAUUGAACUUUGCCGUGAUUCUUUUUAAAAUACAUAUAGAUUUGGUGUAUAGAGUUGUGCUGGAUUGUACGAAUAUUGUGUGAAAAGUUGUUGAUUUCUGAUUAAGUUGGCCAUAGAAGUUUUCAUGAGUAAUAUGAUGAGCGGGUCCAGAGGAGGUGGUCCAGGUGGAAAUACUCAUAUAUCAUAAAUAGGUAGGGACAUAUUCAACUGUAUUCUUAAACUUACUUUUUCUUCACUGGAAAUGUUCUGUUUUACUAUUCUCUAGAAGGAAAAUUAGGGAUGAAAUACAUCCAAAGGGCUCCUUUGGGGUUGAAUUGAACCACAACAUCAAAUAGUGUAGAAUACUGUUUGAGCAACUGGACUUGUACUUACAAGUUUGUUGUCCUUGAAUCAUUAGAUCCAACCGUUUAAUAUUGUUUGUUAGGAUUUAUGAAAUGUCAAAUAGUGUCUGAGAAGUAAAUUUGUGUUUUCC
Striga asiatica is the source of this 3066-nucleotide messenger RNA. Lineage: Eukaryota; Viridiplantae; Streptophyta; Magnoliopsida; Lamiales; Orobanchaceae. The record is from the annotation of a GenBank genome assembly.